Hypoxylon fragiforme is the source of this 1425-nucleotide messenger RNA. RefSeq names its product dual specificity protein phosphatase 12. Gene Ontology annotation, cellular component: nucleus. The transcript has 2 exons. The coding region runs from base 101 to 1198 and encodes 365 amino acids. The record is from RefSeq and is a predicted model, not a curated record. Gene Ontology annotation, molecular function: protein tyrosine/serine/threonine phosphatase activity. Gene Ontology annotation, biological process: protein dephosphorylation. NCBI's taxonomy places the organism in Eukaryota, Fungi, Ascomycota, Sordariomycetes, Xylariales, Hypoxylaceae.
UUGAUCCUAUUAUAUUUCCUGAACAUCGGAUUUGACAUAUCCUAAAAGUUUCCAGCAUCAUACAGCGAGGCCAAGACCCUUGGUCUACGUACCAAGCAAAAUGGCGAUGAUCUCUAGGGUACCCGGAGACGAAAAUCUCUACGUAGGAGGAGUCUGGGCCCUUGACCCUGAAAGCCAGCGUCGUCAACUUCAACCUCACACAAUCACGCACGUGCUUUCCCUCUUCAAGUACUCCUUUGACAACGAGGGCGAGGAAGCCAAGUCGUACAAGCGUAUGAGCAUUGACAUUGAUGAUGACCCGGACUCCGACCUGCUAGUUCAUUUUCCGUCCGUCGUGCGCUUCAUCGAGAAUGCUCUGCAUCCGCCAAGUAGUGGCGUGGUGGACGCAGAUAGGUCCGAAGACACCGCCUCUCCUCGGGGGGUUUUUGUGCACUGUGCGAUGGGCAUAUCACGAUCUGUGACCUGCGUGAUGGCGUAUCUCCUCUACAAGUACCCUCACCGAUACGGAGGCAAGCAGCAGGUUUCCCCCCCGUCGGCUGCGUCAGCGGCUCAGCGUCGGCAGACUUCCAGCGAUGCUGUAACGAAAGCGCUAGAGUGGGUCCGCCAGGGUCGCGCAUCAGCAGCACCCAAUGAAGGCUUCAUUGACCAGCUUCAGCUGUGGUGGGAGAUGGGCUGCCCUGCUGACCACGACAAGGCCGUGGAACAUCAUCCAGUGUACCAAAAAUGGCUGUACGAAAUCAUGUUGGAGGAAUCCCGGGACUGUAACAUGGCGCCCGACACGAAAUACAUCCGGUUCGAGGAUGAGGUGGGGCAAGGCCAGGAAGCUACCGCAACAGAAGCGGACAAGGAAGAUGGCAAGGAGGUUCGAUGCAAGAAAUGUAGACGCGUACUUGCAACCCCAAAAUUCGUGUUGUCGCAUGGGCCGGAAUCUUCCAACUGUGCUCACAUCUUUAUCGACACGCUCUCCUGGAUGCGGCCGGUACUGGAAGACGGUGCUCUCGAGGGCCGUCUUACCUGCCCAAAUGCGAAGUGCGGCGCCACGGUCGGCCGUUACGCAUGGCAAGGUCUAAGGUGUACCUGUAACGAGUGGGUAGUUCCAGCCUUUUCGCUUCAACGGAGUCGGGUUGACGAGGUUGCUCCCCGGCAUAUGGAUGCCACUAGAGUUCGAGUGCCUCCGGUACGAAAUGGUAACUUAUGAGAUGAGGUUGGUCAUGAGGGACCUUAAUUGAUCAUCGGUACUUUCACGCUUAUGGUUCAUAUUUUUACUUGAGACUUCAUCAAGUAAAUAGGCUGCCUAGCCUGAGUGAUUGCCUGAAACAGCAGUCGUACCGGUUCCUCAAAUUGAUACGUCAGAAGCACGAGCCAGUCAAGUUGCUGACAUCCAUCUAAUGGCUCACCCCCCUCCAGUUCCCAGCAUGUAUCUUA